Salmo salar (Atlantic salmon) is the source of this 2228-nucleotide messenger RNA. The record is from RefSeq and is a predicted model, not a curated record. NCBI's taxonomy places the organism in Eukaryota, Metazoa, Chordata, Actinopteri, Salmoniformes, Salmonidae.
CAGUGGAGAGGUUGAGCCGAGCUUAGGAGUAGUCUUGCUGGAGAGCAGAGCAUCUUGCUGUCAUCUUCCCCUUUGCCCUUUUUUGCCAUCUUCUUCAGAGGGUUCGGAUAAAACAAAAGGAAAGGAAGAGAAUAAAGAAGGACAAGAAAAGAGUGAACUGACAUCAGUGAGACUGAUUCGGAGUGAGAGUGAAGCAUCUCUCACACACAUGACUGUGUGAUCCUCUGCUGUCAUCGUGUGAAAGACAAGCCCAUGCUCUCUGAUGUCUCCUGCCUCUAGACACCUUGCCAGACCAGCAGUAUUCAUGGUCUCCUUCUCAGCACUUCGAUGAAGACAGCUACUCCCCUCCUCCACCCAAGAACAUGAAGGCUCUAUCGGGUGGCCGGCCCAGCCAGCUCCAGAUCACCUCAGCUCACACCUGCGGCCUGGCCGACUGCGACCACUCCCUGGACCACCAUGAGUCCCGCACCCCCUCAUACCUCCUCAGCCCCACAGAGAGCUGUCUCAUGGAGCACCACCGCUGCUCCCCCCGUAGCUCCAUCCACUCUGAGUGCAUGGCGAUGCCAGUCUCCAUGGCCAACACAGACCACUCCAUCUCCAGCAGUACCUUUCCCAGGAUGCACUACAGCUCCCACCACGACAGCAGCGGGUCGCGGGACGGUGGUAGUAGAGGAGGAGGAGGGGGAGGAGGUGUUGGCGGUGGAUCACGGGAUCGAGAUGAGUGUGGCUCGUCGCAUGGCGGUAGCGGUAAGAUGAACAGAAUCCCAGCCAACCUGCUGGACCAGUUUGAGAAGCAGCUUCCGUUACACCGUGAUGGCUUCCACACAUUGCAGUACCAGAGGGCAUCCACCACCACCACGGAGCACCGCAACGAGAGCCCUGGGAGGAUCCGACACCUGGUCCACUCUGUCCAGAAGCUCUUCACCAAAUCCCACUCCCUGGAGGGCUCGUCCAAGAUGAACGGAACCAAGGGAGACUUGCACCGGGAAGGCUCCCACCACCACCACCAUCACCACCACGGACACCACAAACACAGCAAGCGCAGCAAGAGCAAAGAACGUAAGUCAUCAGACAGCAGCAGUAAGCAGCGCUCCGGGGUGGCGGGCUGGUGGAGCUCAGACGAUAACCUGGACAGUGACAGUACGUACCGGACGCCCAGUGUCAUGUCACGCCAACAUGUGGACCACAUCAACCACUGCUACCCCGACUCUGUCCACAGUCACUACGGGGAUCUGUCGCUCAAGACCUCCAAGAGCAACAACGAUAUGAAGUGUUCCGCGUGUGAGAGCGUGGCCAUGGCUCCUGAAGGGAAGUUCAUGAAGAGGAGCUCCUGGUCAACGCUGACUGUCAGCCAGGCCAAGGAGGCCUACAGGAAGUCCUCCCUCAACCUGGAGAAACCCAUGAUGCCCACAGACCUCAAGCCCAACCUCAGGCCCUGCCACUACCUACAGGUACCUCAGGAUGAGUGGAGUGGUUACCCAGGGGGAGGUAAGGGUGAUGAGAUCCCCUGCCGGAGGAUGAGGAGCAGCAGUUACGUCAAAGCCAUGGGUGAUGAGGAGAGUGGAGAGUCUGACUCCAGUCCCAAGACCUCCCCCGUGAAGACGGUCCGGCCACACUCCCUGAUCAAGUCUGUCAUGCAAAGACCGCUCUUAGACUCCCAGAGCUCUUACCGGGUGAAUAAAAUGAACAGUGACGUGUGUAACUACAUCACCAAUUUUGCUGCAGACUUAAGUCAGAGCUUCCAGGUGCAAGCCUCCAGAGACAUGCACCCCCACCCCAGCUUGGCCCUGGAUCCCUCCACCAUCUAUAACUACCGGCAGCCACCUCUCCCAACAGCCCAGUUCCGCUCCAGGAACCAGAGUUACAUGCGGGCAGUCAGCACUCUCAGCCAGGCAAGCUGUGUUAGCCAGGUCAGCCAGGUGAGUGAGACAGAGAUAAACGGUCAGUUUGAGUCAGUCUGUGAGUCGGUGUUCAGUGAGGUGGAAUCUCAGGCUGUGGAGGCUCUGGACCUGCCCGGCUGUUUCCGGACACGGAGCCACAGCUACUUGAGGGCCAUCCAGGCUGGCUACUCCCAGGAUGAUGACUGCAUCCCCACCAUGACCUCCUCCACUGUCACCUCCACCAUCAGGGCCACAACAGGGAUCCAGUUCCGCCUCCCCUCCACUUGCAGCACUGACCGGAUGACCCACGAAACCCCAGGUAAACCUCCUGUCCAAGCCAAUAGGUGA